Molecule: messenger RNA, 2328 nt
Organism: Australozyma saopauloensis
Lineage: Eukaryota; Fungi; Ascomycota; Pichiomycetes; Serinales; Metschnikowiaceae
Gene: ACO1
Product: aconitate hydratase
Exons: 1
Coding region: 1-2328 (775 amino acids)
Biological process (GO): tricarboxylic acid cycle
Cellular component (GO): cytosol; mitochondrion
Molecular function (GO): aconitate hydratase activity; 4 iron, 4 sulfur cluster binding
Source: RefSeq, a predicted model, not a curated record
AUGUUGUCUGCCUCUAGAAGAACAUUGAAGUCCGUUCCACGUAGUGUUCGUGGCCUCGCUUCUCUUUCCAGAGAUUCGAAGGUCCACCAAAACUUGUUGGAGGACUUCUCCUACAUCCAAUACAAGAAGAACUUGGAGAACGUCAACAUCGUCAAGGAGAGAUUGAACAGACCUUUGACCUACGCCGAGAAGUUGUUGUACGGUCACUUGGACAACCCUCACGAGCAAGACAUCGAGAGAGGUGUUUCUUACUUGAAGUUGAGACCAGACAGAGUUGCCUGUCAAGAUGCCACCGCCCAGAUGGCCAUUUUGCAGUUCAUGUCUGCCGGUAUGCCUCAGGUUGCCACCCCAUCCACCGUCCACUGUGACCACUUGAUCCAAGCUCAAGUUGGUGGUGCCAAGGACUUGAAGAGAGCCAUUGACUUGAACAAGGAGGUUUUCGACUUCUUGGCCUCUGCCUGUGCCAAGUACAACUUGGGUUUCUGGAAGCCAGGUUCCGGUAUCAUCCACCAGAUCGUCUUGGAGAACUACGCUUUCCCAGGUGCUUUGUUGAUUGGUACUGACUCUCACACUCCAAACGCUGGUGGUUUGGGUCAAUUGGCCAUCGGUGUCGGUGGUGCUGACGCUGUCGAUGUCAUGGCUAACUUGCCAUGGGAGUUGAAGGCUCCAAAGAUCAUUGGUGUUAAGUUGACCGGUAAGAUGUCUGGUUGGACUUCUCCAAAGGAUAUCAUCUUGAAGUUGGCUGGUAUCACCACUGUCAAGGGUGGUACCGGUGCUAUUGUCGAGUACUUCGGUGACGGUGUCGACACCUUCUCUUGUACCGGUAUGGGUACCAUCUGUAACAUGGGUGCUGAGAUUGGUGCCACCACCUCUGUUUUCCCAUUCAACAAGUCCAUGACUGAGUACUUGGACGCUACUGGAAGAAGCGAGAUUGCUCAAUUCGCCCAGCUCUACCAAAAGGACUUCUUGUCUGCCGAUGAGGGUUGUGAGUACGACCAAGUCAUCGAGAUCGACUUGAACACUUUGGAGCCACACAUCAACGGUCCAUUCACCCCAGAUUUGGCUACCCCAGUUUCCAAGAUGAAGGAGACCGCCAUUGCCAACGACUGGCCAUUGGAGGUUAAGGUCGGUUUGAUUGGUUCUUGUACCAACUCCUCUUACGAGGACAUGACCAGAUCUGCUUCCAUCAUCAAGGACGCUGCUGCUCACGGUUUGAAGUCUAAGUCUAUCUUCACCAUCUCCCCAGGUUCCGAGCAAGUUAGAGCCACUAUUGCCAGAGACGGUCAAUUGCAAACCUUCGAGGACUUCGGUGGUGUUGUCAUGGCCAACGCUUGUGGUCCAUGUAUCGGUCAAUGGGACAGACAAGACGUCAAGAAGGGUGACAAGAACACCAUUGUCUCUUCUUUCAACAGAAACUUCACUGCCAGAAACGACGGUAACCCAGCUACCCACGCUUUCGUCGCUUCUCCAGACAUGGUCACCGCUUACGCCAUCUCUGGUGACUUGGGUUUCAACCCAAUCACUGACACCUUGAAGGACUCUGAGGGUAACGAGUUCAAGUUGGCUGAGCCAAAGGGUGUUGGUUUGCCACCAAACGGUUACGACAAGGGUGAGAACACUUACCAAGCUCCACCAGCUGACAGAGCCUCUGUCAAUGUUGUCAUUGAGCCAACCUCCGACAGAUUGCAAAAGUUGACUCCAUUCAAGCCAUGGGAUGGUAAGGAUGCCGAGAGAUUGCCAAUCUUGAUCAAGGCUGUUGGUAAGACCACCACUGACCACAUUUCGAUGGCUGGUCCAUGGUUGAAGUACCGUGGACACUUGGAGAACAUCUCCAACAACUACAUGAUCGGUGCUAUCAACGCCGAGAACGGUGAGGCUAACAACGUCAAGAACCACUACACUGGUGAGUACAAGGGUGUUCCAGACACUGCUGCCGACUACAGAGACGCUGGUCGCAAGUGGGUUGUCAUCGGUGACGAGAACUUCGGUGAGGGUUCUUCCAGAGAGCACGCUGCUUUGGAGCCAAGAUUCUUGGGUGGUUUCGCUAUCAUUACCAAGUCUUUCGCUCGUAUCCACGAGACCAACUUGAAGAAGCAAGGUUUGUUGCCAUUGAACUUCGUCAACGUUGCUGACUACGACAAGAUCAACCCAGACGAUGAGAUUGACAUUGUUGGUUUGACCGAGCUUACCCCAGGUAAGAACCUCGUCAUGAGAGUUCACCCUAAGAACGGUGACGCUUGGGAGACCGAGUUGUCCCACACUUACAACUCCGAGCAAAUCGAGUGGUUCAAGUACGGUUCCGCCUUGAACAAGAUGGCCGCUAACUAA